This is a messenger RNA of Oreochromis aureus, 4987 nucleotides long. RefSeq names its product RAB3B, member RAS oncogene family (gene rab3b). The coding region runs from base 229 to 882 and encodes 217 amino acids. Gene Ontology annotation, cellular component: synaptic vesicle; plasma membrane; endosome. The record is from RefSeq and is a predicted model, not a curated record. The transcript is spliced from 5 exons. NCBI's taxonomy places the organism in Eukaryota, Metazoa, Chordata, Actinopteri, Cichliformes, Cichlidae. Gene Ontology annotation, molecular function: GTPase activity; GTP binding. Gene Ontology annotation, biological process: regulation of exocytosis; protein secretion; protein localization to plasma membrane.
CGCUGCUGGCGCGUGAGGAGCAGCAGGAGUUGUGUGCAGCAUGUCAGCCUGCCGCCGUGCGUGAAGCAGCUGCGCGCGGACAGAUUCAGACUCUUCAGCUCGUUUCACAGCAAACAUCCGGUCUGCACGCGCCUCCUCCUCUCCCCAACGCAGGAGCCACUGCUGAGAAGACACGGAUUUUAUCUGCACACCGAGACACCGAGAGAGCGUCCGAUCCGCCCAGCAGAGAUGGCAAAGGCAGACCAGCGUUUCGGCCAGCGGGAUGGCUCUGACCAGAACUUUGACUACAUGUUCAAGCUGCUGAUCAUCGGUAACAGCAGCGUGGGGAAGACGUCCUUCCUGUUCCGCUACGCCGACGACUCCUUCAGCAACUCCUUCGUCAGCACCGUGGGCAUUGACUUCAAAGUGAAAACGGUGUAUCGCAACGACAAGAGGAUCAAGCUGCAGAUCUGGGACACGGCCGGUCAGGAGCGUUACCGCACCAUCACCACAGCCUACUACCGCGGUGCCAUGGGCUUCAUUCUCAUGUAUGACAUCACCAACGAGGAGUCCUUCAACGCCGUCCAGGACUGGGCCACGCAGAUCAAGACGUACUCAUGGGAUAACGCCCAGGUGAUCAUGGUGGGCAACAAGUGCGACAUGGACGAGGAGAGAGUGGUACCCCCUGAGAAGGGAAAACACCUGGCUGACCAGCUAGGCUUCGAGUACUACGAGGCAAGCGCCAAAGAGAACAUCAAUGUGCGGCAGGUGUUUGAGCGCUUGGUGGACAUCAUCUGUGUGAAGAUGUCGGAGCGUGUGGACGUAGAGGCGCCGGCAGCUCCUGGUUCCAAGACCACCAGACUGACCGACAAACCUGCCCAGCUACCUCAGAAGUGCUGCUGAUCGUCCGUCAUCCCCCAAGCUCUCAAAAUAAGAAAAAGAAAAAAAAUAUAUAGAUUAUCUAUUGUAACAUUCCUCUGCACACUCGCUCUGCUUCAUGUUUGUAAGCGGCCAUCCAUUACUACGCCUUCUCCAGGCCCUGCUAACUAACAUCUAUAUAACCACUUUUACCAUCCCAAGUGUCCGUGGGAGGCCCUUUAGCUGUCAGCGUACUCCAUGCUAAUGCGGGUUUGGCGUGCUUGAAAAGGUUAUUGUGCUGCUGGUGGUGAUAUCACUGUGACUAGUGACUGUUUUCAAGGAUUUUUCUCUUAUGCAGAAACAAAAAAAGAACAAAGGCUUGAUUACACUAGAAAGUGACACAGUUACAGACAGGCUGAAAAAGUGACAUCAGGUACUUCCGGUUGGUUCUCUUAGCUGUCGCAUGGAUAUUUAGCAUCUGAUGAUGAGCGUGCGCGGUUUAUUUCAUAGUUGUGUUCGUUGAAAUGCUGACAUUCGUGUGUGUGAGGUAGAGCCUUUUACUGUGGAAUGAGGAGUCAGAGGUCAGGACUGUGAGGAAGACUUUCUUUUAGUAAGUGGGGUGAAUUUGUGAGUCAGGGGUGGAGAGUGGACUGUUUCAACCAAGAAACAAAUGCACUGAAGGUGUUUCCAACAGGAUGAUUAGAUCUGCGCAUUUUCUGUGCUGGUGUGACUUCAAGGUGGAAACAAUUAAUGUCUAAAAAGCUGCACAGCUGGCAACCACAGACUCAACUUCUUGCAAACAUGAAAGCCAAAUCCAACAGAAGCUGAUCCAGAAUGCUGCACAGAUGUGAAACAUCCAGGAGGAAACCACUGCAGGUCAGAGGGACAUGAGGACCAAUCCGAUCCAGCUGCUGCAGAGACCAAACUGCAGAUGACUGUUAACACUAGUAAAAGGCUUAUUUCUGUAAGCCGCUGCGUGCCACUCUGUAGUGCAGACUUCUUCACAGAGAAAUAACCACUGGUGAUACAAAGUGGGUGGCUCUUGAGUUAAACUUUCCUUAACUUAAAGGUGAGCGAUUAAAGCAACUACCAGUGAGAGAGAAGGACACCUCUGACUGACAUAUGAGGGGGUGGUAAAUACAUUAGAGGGUUACCUAAGCAACCACAGCCAGGAACAGCCAUAAUCUAGCUGCCAUUAAAAUGAUGCAAGAUGAGUGAAUCACUUCCUGUGUGGCCACCCCUUAAGAAGUGUGCUUCAUUUUCAUUCAUCACAAAGACGCCGUCCGACUUCUCUUUGUUACUCUGAAGAUGCUCUCUUUGAUUGCAGCACUGUGAUGUUGACCGGGACACAGAGGGUGAAUCUUCUUACUCUGCCUGAGAUUAGACGCGAUGAAUGACACCUGCUUGCUCCAUGCUGUAAUGACACAUGUGCAGUGAGGCAGCAGGCCUCUAACUGAGUAACACUGCAGGUGAAGUUUAGUGUCUCAAACACGCCAAAUGCACAUUUAGUUGGAGUGUGAUGUCAGCAGGGUCACAGGUCAGCACAGCACUGCCUCUCCUCUCAAAGUGUAGCACAACGCCACAGCUGCUCAUGUGUUUACAGUCCUCCUCUGAGUCAUCACUCAUGCUGCUUCUCUACAGCUAGCGGUAGUUCCUCUGAUAUAACAUGCCUAUAGCCCACAAACUCUUACUGGCCUUACUCAGACAGACGCUUUAAGGCUGCACCACCAACGCACAACUCUGACAGGGCUGCAGUCCAGUCGCUCGGGUCAGAGGAGCCGGGUCAUAGGUGAAGUGACAGCACCCCCUGGUGGUUUAAUGGGGUCUUAAGAUAAUUACAGAAAGUUCAAUGAGAAGGAAAACACUUAAAAUGGUGUUACAACAAAGUAUAACUGAAACAACUCAUACAUUUCAAGAGUCAUAUCGGAUGAACAGCAGUGAGUAUUGAUCACACCUGUAACCAGGUGUGAAACGAAGAUGAAACUACAUUGUGAUUUUAUGGAUGUUUGUAUGAUGAUUUCAGUCUUGGUUUCAGUGAUGCUAAAUCCCAGAGGUGAAGGUAUUUUCUCUGUUCACUCUGUGGAAACCAAACUGAGAUACACAGAUGCUCUUUGAGCAUGUGCAAACCAUCCACUAAAGCAAACUCUGAACUCUGACUCAGAUUGUCUCCAUCGGGAAGAUUAUUAACAACAAACAGAACCAAUAUAAGUCUGAUGUGAGCGUGUGCAGGAGCACAAACAAUCCCUGUUUGUUAUCUCUGUCCUCUCUAAUCUGCAGCCUCCAGCAGCUGCUCUCAGUCUGAUGUUCUGCAGGACUUAACGUGAUGCUGCUUGACUUUCAGCUCUCUUUGCGUGUCCUUCAUAGCUUAUUCAACCUUCCUGUUUCUGUCUGAUGAAGCAGUCCUUCAGAUCUUCACUGUUCCAGCCUUCAGUCAGUGUUUCUUCUCAUUGACAGGAAGCCCCAAAAUGUCUGCCGCUGUGUCAGCUGUUGCCAUUGUGUUGUGAAGGUGUGGAAGGAUUUCUGAAUGGACCUAUGGGGUCCAAGACUUCCAAGGAAUCUAAAGCUUAUUUCUAAAGCCCAGUGUGGGUGUGGCUGCUGGAGCCUGAGUUGAGGUACCUUUUGCUGUAAUGUAAGGCUGUGCUCAGAAGUGAGAUGCAGAGUUUCUGCCUUCACAGAGCCGUGAGAUUCUUUAAAUACACAGCAGAGAAUCAGUGAUGACCCCGAAAGAGAGAUGCUUUAAACUGAAACGCUGUCCUUCCUGUGGGACCGAAGCUCUAGAUUCACCUCUCUGACCUCUGAGCUUUAAUUACAGAGAAACAGAGCACGAGUUAUGAAGACUGGAGUUAUUUAAAGCCACUGAGACCUGACGACACAACCCAGAGCUGCAGCAGUCAAACCUUCCAGUAACACACAGCUUUUCUGGUUUAGGAUCAAGCCAACGGACUCAAAUUAAUGGAAGCUGCAAAAAGCAACAGGAACUCCAAAGUAACCGACAUGCAGGAGGUUUGUUUCUGAGGUUAACUGACAGCCGUCACUGCUGAAUGAUCAUCCACUCCCUUUGGUGGUGUGAGCGUCCUCAUAAGGGCUCAGUUCACAUACAAAUUCUGUUCCAGACAAACGGAGACACGCUUGGAGCUCUUUUUGGUGUUAUUAUGAAACAAUCUGAGAUGGAGAAUGAGAGCGUGAGACAAGAGUCAUGUGUGCAUUCACACUAAUCAUCAACCUUCAGGUGUGAAGUAAAUCUGUUUGAAUUGCAUUUUGCUGGAAGCUGAGUCAGAGUUCACGAGUCGUAGAAGAGUAAAAAGCAUCCAGGGUCUCGCCUCUGGCCAGUGCUGGAGUGCGUGCUCGCUGUAGUUUUGCUUUCUAUGGCGUGAACAGACUUCCAUGUCUGCUUUUUUCCCGAAAUCACAGAAGAACAAAGACAGGAGAGGAGAUCAGGAUCAGAGACCCUGGCCCGGGCCACACUGAGCGCUGCAGCCCUGCUUCAUGGUGGCAAUCAGCUUUUGCACCGGCGACCGUGCCGCCAAGGCCACACGGAGGCUGAUUUUUAGUCGCACACACACGUGAGUGGAACUGAUGAGUGAGGAGAGCACGUCUCUCGCCCCCUUUAGCAGGUGUAGUCGCACAGCCGCCGUGUUUGCAGUGUUUCCUACAUGAGCGUGUGUGUGCGUGUGUGUUAGUGUUGAGUAUCAUGAUAUUUAUCGCGUGUUCAGUUGUACGGGUUCUUGUGAUAUUUUGAGCUCCAGUGCGUGUGUUCAUGGAAGACUUGAAGAAACAUUUGUUCUUAAAUAUUCUGAUAAACUUAUAUCCUGCCAAACUGUUGUAUAGCAACCACAGCGCACGUUGGUGUGUGUAACUCCCUGCCGUGUGUCUUCAUAUGGAUAAGAACUUACAAUAACAUGGACAUCGUCUUCAUAUGAUUAUUUUCUAAGUGACUUUGUAAAUGAUAGAGGUAGAUCUGAUCCUGGUGUUGAGUUUAUUUUUCUGCAGUGUAACCAUGGACUAAUUCUUAGAGAGUUCCUGUAAACUUGUUGUCUUACGGUUUGCUCCUGUUCAGGGAGAAGCACAAAGUGAUUGUACAAAAUAUUGUGAAUGUUUGUAUAUUAUAGAUCAGAUUUAGUAUAAUAAAAAUCACAAUCUUUAAUCAGAA